Messenger RNA from Plectropomus leopardus (leopard coralgrouper), 471 nucleotides. NCBI's taxonomy places the organism in Eukaryota, Metazoa, Chordata, Actinopteri, Perciformes, Serranidae. The record is from RefSeq and is a predicted model, not a curated record.
UUUCAGGCCUUCAGAAAAUUCCUGCCCUUGUUUGACCGAGUGCUGGUGGAGCGCUUUACCGCAGAGACGGUAACGAAGGGGGGCAUCAUGCUGCCGGAGAAGUCUCAAGGCAAAGUGCUGCAGGCCACAGUGGUGGCAGUCGGACCCGGCUCUGUCAACCAGAAAGGGAACUUGCAGCCGGUCAGUGUGAAGGUCGGAGAGAAAGUCCUCCUGCCAGAGUACGGUGGAACUAAAGUCAGUCUGGACGACAAGGAAUAUUUCCUGUUCCGUGACGGAGAUAUCCUCGGUAAAUACGUCGAUUGAGUCGUCAUAGUUUUGUCGCUGUAGAUCAUGUCCAGUCCCUGUCAUCAUCCCCGGAGAGAAGAAAUUAAGUUGCCUCUUUCAUGUCUGUUUUUCUUUUCUUUUUUCUAUAUUAUUGCAAUUGUAAAUAAUUCUAAUCACAUUUUGUUACAAUAAUAAAGGUGAACUGUC